Messenger RNA from Macadamia integrifolia, 3238 nucleotides. Its product is annotated as pentatricopeptide repeat-containing protein At5g56310. The record is from RefSeq and is a predicted model, not a curated record. NCBI's taxonomy places the organism in Eukaryota, Viridiplantae, Streptophyta, Magnoliopsida, Proteales, Proteaceae. The coding region runs from base 386 to 2035 and encodes 549 amino acids. The transcript has a single exon. Gene Ontology annotation, biological process: RNA modification. Gene Ontology annotation, molecular function: RNA binding; protein binding.
AUGCCCUUAAUGAGGAUAUUACAGAUCUCCAGAGCUAUUAAAUGGGUAAGACGGGCAAAAUUGAUAUUAAACUUGUUAAUCUUUGAGGAGAGGAGGAAAAAAAAAAACAUAUUUACCUCUUGGCUCUCAUAGGAAGAGAUUUGAAGGGUUUGUGCUUUGUAGCAUAGGAGCCCCGAAGGUACAAAGUAGGAAGUUGAAAGAACAGCUUGUGAUAUGCGGGAUCCUCUGUUUUGCUCGGGAGACUUGAGAGUUAGAAUAUGGCCUUGUGGGCGAGGGAGAAGAGAAGCCACUGUUUGGAAUUUCGAUGUGACUGAUCGAAGGAAGAAAGAGUGAGUAGGUACCACCAGAGGAAGGGAGGGGAGCUUGCUGCUCUGUUUUGUAACAGAUGAUACGAUCCGUCUCUCGGCUGUUAUCUUCUCCUGCCUUCAAAGAGAAAUUUUAUGAGUAUAAACCCAUUGAACCAAACCUCCUUUCCUUGCUAGAUCAUUGUUCCAACUUCAAGCACAUUAAUCAAACACAUGGGUUCAUGGUUACUAGAGGUCUCGACCAGGACAAUCUUCUCCUUAGCAAAUUUAUCGACACAUGCUCGAUUUUGGGAUUUAUGGAUUAUGGGUAUUCGGUGUUCAGUCUCAAAACCCAACCAGAUAUUUAUCUCUACAACACUAUUAUCAAGGCUCUCUCUAAAACAGAUUAUGCAGAAGAGGCUAUUCUUUUGUAUAAUAGGAUCCAAAUUAUGGGUUUUCGACCGGAUACCUACUCUUUUCCUUCUGCAUUGAAGGCUGUUGUUCAUUUGUCUGCGUUUGGAGUGGGUAAACAAAUUCAUGGCCACGCAAUCCGAACUGGGUUGGACUCUGAUGUUCAUGUCGCCACCGCUCUGAUUCAGAUGUAUUCGGCUUGCGGGGUAAUUUUGGAUGCCCGAAGUUUAUUUGAUGGGAUGAAUUUCAGGGAUGUAGCUUCGUGGAAUGCAAUGGUCGCUGGCUGUGCGAAGGUUGGAGAUGCUGACAGUGCCUGCAAGCUGUUUGAGAAGAUGCCUGAGAGAAAUGUGAUCUCAUGGACUGCCGUAAUUGCAGGUUAUGCUCAGGUUAACCGGCCAAGUGAGGCAAUAGAAAUCUUUCGGAGAAUGCAGCUUGAGGAUGUAGAACCAGAUGAAAUUGCAAUGCUAGCUGCCCUUUCGGCUUGUGCCCAUCUGGGUGCUCUUGAGUUAGGAGAAUGGAUUCAUAACUACAUAGAUAAGCUUGGUUUACAUAGGAUUGUUCCCCUUAACAAUGCCCUCAUAGACAUGUAUGCUAAGUCAGGAAGUAUAGGGAAGGCAAUAGAAGUUUUUGAAAAUAUGAAGCAUAGGAGUGUUAUAACUUGGACGACAAUGGUUGCCAGCCUAGCUUUACAUGGGCUUGGCAGAGAAGCCCUCCAAAUGUUCUCUCGCAUGGAGAAAGCAAGGAUAAAGCCAAAUGAAGUUACUUUUAUUGCCAUCCUUUCAGCUUGUAGUCAUGUUGGAUUGGUUGAUGUAGGUCUAUGGUAUUUCAACAGCAUGAGGUCACAUUAUCAGAUAACUCCAAAGAUUGAGCAUUAUGGCUGUAUGGUUGAUCUUCUUGGGCGUGCUGGUUAUCUCCAAGAGGCGAAGGAACUGGUCAGAGAGAUGCCAUUUGAAGCAAAUGGAGCUAUUUGGGGAUCUCUUCUUGCAGCCUCUAGGAUCCAUGGGGAUCUUGAGCUUGGAGAGAGUGCUUUGAGGCAUCUCAUCAAGUUGGAGCCCAAUAACAGUGGGAACUACACACUUUUAUCUAAUAUAUAUGCUGCCCUUGGGAGGUGGAAUGAAGUUGGGAUGGUAAGGAAGGAGAUGCGAGAUAAGGGUGUGAAGAAGAUACCAGGAGGAAGUUCCAUUGAGAUGAAUAACAGAGUUUAUGACUUUGUUGCGGGGGACAAAUCUCAUCCUCAGUCUGCAGGAAUAUAUGAAGUUCUCUAUCAGAUGAACUGGCAAUUAAAGAUGGCAGGAUACGUCCCAAAGGAAUGUGUAGGGCCUUUUGAAUAUGUUGAGUAGAGAGAAUUGGGAAAUGAUUAAUCUUCUGUCUUAACUUUAGUUUGAAGAGGAUAAUAUCAUGUGAGAUGUGACUAGCUUUUACAGCCUCUGCAGAGAAUGCUACAUGUUAUACUACCCUGAGCUCCACACAAGUCCAACUUUAUUAAGGAAAUGAUAAUGUUCGACUGGAUUAGUAGCUAUUCAUGCCAAAUGGAUUCAGGAACCAGCUAACCAAUCAGGGUUUGUGGAUGCUGUUUACCUGCCAUAACUUAUGAAAACCAGGCCCCAUCUGAUUGCUGGAUUUAUAUCAAAUACUAUGAGAUGUCUGGGAAUUGGUGGGGGCUAGAGAAUUGAUGAUCAACAAUCAAUUGUUUCUGAUUACCUGGGAGUGGGGAAAUUUGGUGGAUGUUUUACAAGAAACUUAUUUUGUUAAUGGAUUUUUAUCCACCUUACUUGGGAUUUCAUCCUGCUAAUCGCUGAUCUUGGCUUCACAUGGCGCUAAUGGUUCCCCUCGCCUCUGCCCACUCAAAAAGAGAAUCCCUUCCAUCACCAAAAAAAAAUAAAAUUCAGAGCCACAAUUACAGCCAAGGGAUUUGGAGCAUUUGAAGUGAGAAAUGGAUGGUAGGAUUUUGAAGGGACUAUGACAUUAAGAGCAACAUGGGCUCUUAUCUAUGAACAGCUUUAAACUUACUUUAAUGAGAGUUUUUGGCUGGAAAUACUGGGCCAGCAGGAGUAGAAUUGAAAGGGAUCACAAAGUUGAUACACUUUAAGCAGAGAUAUGGGUGCUGAUCCAGGGAUUGGAGAAAUUGGUUUACAGUAUUGCAGCACAAAUUAUAAUUAGGAGGAGACACUGCCAUAGGAUCAGAUGGAUCAUGGAUGGAUUUAAAAGAGUUUGGAAUGUGGAGAUGUCAGCACCUCAAUAAUAGAGUUGAUUCCUUCCAACCAGAUUGAACUCCUAGUUCCAGUGCAUCCAGAGUAGCAAAUGGUUGGGCCAUGAACUAACAAGAGAUUUUGCUUUGAGGGAUGACUGAUACAUUUGGAAGUAUCAUUUACUACUGGAUUAAAGUUCUCAACUAGUGAAAUUUGUACUGUUACAUUGCUGUUCAUAUUGUCACUGAUAGACUUGGAUGUUCUACCAUUGUGCUAGGCCUUAUGGUGGUCUGUUUUGAAUGAAGAUUAUUCUUGCUCAUUAAAAAAGAAUCCGAAGAUGUUUAAAAGCCUUCA